This is a messenger RNA of Prunus armeniaca (apricot), 432 nucleotides long. NCBI's taxonomy places the organism in Eukaryota, Viridiplantae, Streptophyta, Magnoliopsida, Rosales, Rosaceae. The record is from the annotation of a GenBank genome assembly.
AUGGAGACGGCAAGAACAGUAAAAGACGUGUCCCCUCAUGUGUUCGUCAAGGCCUACGCUGCUCACCUGAAACGCUCUGGCAAAAUUGAGCUUCCUGACUGGACGGAUAUUGUGAAGACUGGUACAUUCAAGGAGCUUGCUCCGUAUGACCCUGAUUGGUACUAUAUUAGAUCUGCAUCCAUGGCGAGGAAAAUCUACUUGAGGGGUGGUCUUGGUGUUGGUGCCUUCCGCAGGAUUUAUGGAGGAAGCAGGAGGAAUGGCAGUCGCCCACCCCACUUCUGUAAAAGCAGUGGCGCUGUUGCUCGUCAUAUACUUCAGCAAUUGCAGAAGAUGAACAUUAUUGACCUUGACUCCAAAGGUGGAAGGAAAAUCACAUCCAAUGGCCAGCGGGAUCUCGACCAAGUUGCUGGACGGAUUGCUGUUGCAAUCUAA